Molecule: messenger RNA, 2581 nt
Organism: Aspergillus heteromorphus CBS 117.55
Lineage: Eukaryota; Fungi; Ascomycota; Eurotiomycetes; Eurotiales; Aspergillaceae
Product: CNOT2/3/5 family protein
Exons: 3
Coding region: 200-2134 (644 amino acids)
Biological process (GO): nuclear-transcribed mRNA poly(A) tail shortening; regulation of DNA-templated transcription
Cellular component (GO): CCR4-NOT core complex; P-body; nucleus
Source: RefSeq, a predicted model, not a curated record
CUUCACACCCUUGGACACGCUCCCCGCGUUUGUUGUGAAGAGUGGCCUGGCUACACGUCACGAGAUUCCACUCUCCCAUCUACUCCUCUCUUCACCCCCCUUCUUCCUCCCCCUCCUCCGCCCUUCCCUCGACCCUCGACAUCGCUACAUCUCUUCCAGUCCUCGAGGUUCGGCACCCUGUUCCCCCCGAACAGUCGCCAUGACGUCUCGAAAAACGCAGCAGGAGAUCGACAAGACCUUCAAGAAGGUCGCCGAGGGCAUCCAGACGUUCGAGGGCAUCUACGAGAAGAUCCGAUCGUCGACAAAUAUCACUCAACGGGAUAAGCUCGAGGAGAAUCUGAAGCGAGAGAUCAAGAAGCUUCAACGAUAUCGGGACCAGAUCAAGUCAUGGGCGUCCGGAAACGAGGUCAAGGAUAAGGGGCCGCUGAUGGAACAGCGAAGGGCCAUUGAAACCUGCAUGGAGCAAUUCAAAGCCGUCGAGAAGGAGAUGAAGACGAAAGCAUACUCGAAAGAGGGACUCUCGGCCGCGUCGAGGUUAGAUCCCAAGGAGAAGGAGAAAGUCGAGUGCUGCGACUUCCUGGCGACCAUGGUGGACGAGCUACAACAGAAGAUCGAGGCCAUGGAAGCGGAAGAGGAGACCCUCCACAUGCAGAUGAAGAAAGGGAAAAAAGACGUCGCCAAGACGAAUCGACUGUCGGACCUCUCACGGUUAACGGAGCGCCAUAAGUGGCACGUCAACAAAUUGGAACUGUUGCUACGGUCGGUGCAGAACGGCAAUCUCGAGGUGAACCAGGUGCUGGACAUCAAGGAAAGCAUCAAGUACUACGUGGAGGACGGCCAUAACAUCGACUACUCCGGGGAGGACGAGACGCUGUACGACGACCUCUCGCUGGACAACGAGGCGGAGGCGCAGUUCGGCAUCGCGGGCGACAACGAUCGCGUAUCAUCCCAGGACACGCAGUCGGUGCAGGACGACGAGCCGGAGGUGGUGAAGCCGCCCAAGCCCAAGAGCGAGAGUGUGGGACUUCGACGACCGUCGGCGCAGAUGAAGUCGCCUCUACCCGUGCUGGCCACCCUGCAAACCGCGACGGCGACGAGCGCCACCUCAGGCAUGAAACCGGCACCGCCACCAACCCGCCUGCCCGGCGAGACGCUCAAGUACGCAUCCGCAGCCGCCGCAGCCGCAGCGAGUGACAAGAACGGCGUGGGCAUCGCACCGCUGCCGCCGCCUCCUGGGGCCAGCCCCGCUUUCCCGGUCGCCGUGCCGGCCACCACCAGCAGCAGCAAAGCGUCGGCCACCGCCUCCCCGAGCGUCGCCUCUGCACAACCUGCACAACCCGCACAACCCGCCUCCAAGCCCACACCGCCCGUCACGAUAGCUGGCGACGACCAGCAGCCCGCCGCCGCCGCCGCCGCUGCUGCUGCUGCUGGCCGCUCCAAAACUCCCGCGGUCAGCCCGCACGUCGCCGCCGCCAGCACCUCCUCCUCUUCCUCCUCCCACGCCAUCGCCAUGGACAAAGCGGAGCCUGCCGAUGCGAAGGAGCUCUCCGCCGCGACCAACGGUGAGGCGACCAAGGAGGAGCCGUCGCGGGACGGGGACGGGGAUGAGUCGAUCUUCCACCUACCGCCCGGGCUGCAGGAUCUGAUCCAGUCCUUCGAGGUCACGAAGAGUCGCGCGUCAGCCAGUGCGGCCAAUCCGUCGCCGUCCGUGCAGCGCCUGCUGCAGGCCUCUCUCACCAACUGCCCCGAGCCCCCGGAUGCGGAGAAGCCUCGGCACUACAAGCCCCAGAACCCGUACAACACCCCCCUCUACUACCCGCAGGAGCCGCUGCCGAUAUUCGACGACCCGCGGCUGUACGAGACGGGCCGCAUCGACACGGACACGUUAUUCUACCUGUUUUAUUACCGCCAGGGCACGUAUCAACAGUACCUGGCGGCCAAGGCGCUGAAGAACCAGAGCUGGCGCUUCCACAAACAGUACCAGACGUGGUUCCAACGGCACGAGGAGCCCAAGACGAUAACAGAGGAGUUCGAGCAGGGCACGUACCGCUUCUUCGAUUACGAAAGCACAUGGAUGAACCGUCGCAAGGCGGACUUCAAGUUUGUGUACAAGUACCUGGAGGACGAACUGUAAACGAGUAGGUAGAUUUUCAUGCUCAUUGUACAUGGCUGUACCUCGGGUCGGGGCCGGAAUUGCGGCACCGUGCAGAUACGUGGAAAAAGUCCCUCGGUCGGUUGGGUUUGGCUUUUUUUAGCAGGGAUGCGCGGAAAUAAGGGAGUUCAGUUCAAUCGUUGAUUUUUCUAUGCGACUUUGUUGUGUGGGUGUGUUCUGAGGUGACAUCUGUUUUACGAUCUGUUGUUCAUCCUACCGAGGCAUCUGGAGCAUGCAGGGACGCGUCUACGAAUGGGUCUGUGGGACAUGGGCGUUCUUUGCGCUGUUCGGCCAUGCAUGGCGGCUGAUGGGAUGCAGCCAUGACUUCUUAGUGAUACUUGUUGUGACAUUGACUGGCCAUUUGAGAUGGGAAUGCAUCCGCAAGUUCGGACCUGGACUGCCGUAGUUGUUUGUUUGGUGUUUGUGUAA